Messenger RNA from Malurus melanocephalus (red-backed fairy wren), 3364 nucleotides. It is a transcript of the gene DNMT3B, whose product is annotated as DNA methyltransferase 3 beta. Lineage: Eukaryota; Metazoa; Chordata; Aves; Passeriformes; Maluridae. The transcript is spliced from 21 exons. Gene Ontology annotation, biological process: negative regulation of transcription by RNA polymerase II. The record is from RefSeq and is a predicted model, not a curated record. The coding region runs from base 875 to 3238 and encodes 787 amino acids. Gene Ontology annotation, molecular function: DNA binding; DNA (cytosine-5-)-methyltransferase activity, acting on CpG substrates. Gene Ontology annotation, cellular component: nucleus.
CCAGCUGUAAGGCAGGCUGGGGCUGUAUUCCCACAUGUGGCAGCAGGAUGAGGCUCUCCCACAGCGGGAACAGACCUUGCUUCCAGCAGCCAGAGCCCUGCUGCUGACUGCCACAGCUCUCCCCGCACUCAGAAGAGGUGCCAGGGGUAGGAGACCUGCUCUGGGGAGCCGUGGUGAGGAGUGACUGGCCACUGGGAGCUGCGAUGGAGCAGCACUGGUGGAGUUGGUGGAGAGGCAGGCGGCCAGCACAGGGCUGGGGUGAGGGCCCAGACCAUGAAGAUACUCAUGGAAGAGGAGGAGACAUCCUGUGCUCCGAUGGGGUCUUGCAGUGAAGAAGGCUGGGCAGUGAAGAUGAUAUUACUGUGGGCUGKGAAAGAGCCACUGAGCUGUGUGUGCCUGGACGUGGAAACCGCAAAACCUGAACGCUUUGGGAGCAUCGCUGCUGACUUCGGUGAAAGGAGAAGUUCCUCCUGCUCCCAGCCCCAGCUUGCAACUGUCCAAGGUGAUUUAAUGGUGCUGGUGCUCCUCCCGACCUGCAAGAAGACUAAACAAGUGCUCAGCCGUUACUGGGACAUGAGAAUGUGGGAGCCACAGGAUCCGGAGGUGACAAGGUUGCACUGCUGACAGCUGUAGGAAAAGAGGCUCUCGGUGACGCCUUGGGUGCGAAGCUUCCCCGGGGCCGGGCCGGGCYGGAGGGACGAGGUGGCCGGAGCAGGGAGAAGAUGAAGUGGUGACAACUCCGGACAGAAGACCCAUCACCGCUGAGCAGGACUCACCUGUGCACCAGAGCCCCCAGAGCCUCCAGCCCUUCCCACAGCCCUCAUCUCCUGCCCACAGGCAGCCCCUGCCCCACGCCGGGCGGRAUCCCACCGGGAUGAACAUGGUAAAGAGCCCGGAGCAGCUGGAGCAGCGGUUGGCAGGGAUGGUGGCUGUCCGGGAGAAGUCUCCAGCCUGGUCUGCACUGGGAGAGGAGGGGCUGGCAACCAUGAAAAAGGACAAGAGCCACAGGCAGGAUGCAKCAGACUGUAGGGCAAAGCUGAUCCUCAUCAACGGGGACAAGGCACCGGGCGUUGUCCUGGCGGCGAAUGGGAAGCCCAGCACUCCAGGUCCCGGAGGCCUGGGACUGCCAUCCCGGAAGAAGGAAAACAGCAAUGGAGACCUCUCCAAGGAGGACCUGGCCUGGCCACUGGAUCUGACGCCGGUGCAGAAGGCAGGGCGGACCCGGCACGAGAUGAGGAUCAAGGAACCACCACGGAGUGUGGAGACCCUCAGGGAGCUGCCCACUCCCGUGCGGAGCUCCAGGCGUCGCUCAGCCGUGUCCACACCAGUGACCAUCGACCUUACGGAGGAGGACGACUCCCAGGACUCGUCCCGGAGCAGCAGCACGCUCUCGGGCAGCAGCUCCCAGGAGGGGCAGAAUGGCUCUGCUGAGCUGGGGGCUGAAGAGGCAGAGAGCAGAGACAUGGGCAUGGCGCUGGAAUAUCAGGAUGGGAAGGAUUUUGGAAUUGGGGAGCUUGUCUGGGGGAAGAUCAAAGGAUUUUCCUGGUGGCCUGCGAUCGUWGUCUCCCACAAAGCCACGGCCAAGCGCCAGGCGGUCUCGGGCAUGCGUUGGGUGCAGUGGUUUGGAGAUGGGAAGUUCUCUGAGGUUUCUGCAGACAAACUGGUGGGACUGAUGGCCUUUAGGCAGCAUUUCAAUUCCUCCACGUUCAACAAGCUGGUCUCCUACCGUCGUGCCAUUUACCACGCCCUGGAGGUUGCCCGGAGCCGGUCAGGGAAGACGUUUACAACUGGUCCCAGGGAGUCGCUGGAGGAGCAGCUGAAGCCCAUGAUYGACUGGGCAAUCACUGGCUUCAAACCCCUGGGGCUCAAGGGACUGCGGCCCCCCAAAGGCUCAGAGAAUGGGGUGCUGAGGAACGGGACAGAGGAGGUGGUGUCUCUKGAACAGUGUCCCCCCACCAAGAGGCUGAAGACCUACCCCUGCAACAGCAGCAAGGAGCAGCGUGUGGAAGAGGACCAGACCCGAGAGCAAAUGGUUUCCGAAGUUACAAACAACAGCGGGAAGCUGGAAGACAGCUGCUUGUCCUGCGGGAGGAGGAACCCGGCCACCUUCCACCCUCUGUUCAAGGGGGGCCUCUGCCAGACAUGCAGGGAUAGAUUCCUGGAGUACUUCUACAUGUAUGACGAAGACGGGUACCAGUCCUACUGCACCGUCUGCUGUGCGGGCAAGGAGUUGCUGCUGUGCAGCAAUGCCAGCUGCUGCAGGUGCUUCUGUGUGGAGUGUCUGGAUGUGCUGGUGGGGCGAGGGACGUCGGCCAGAGUCAAACAGCAGGAGCCCUGGAACUGCUACAUGUGCCAGUCACAGCAGAGCCACGGCGCGCUGCAGCGCCGGCAGGACUGGAACAGCCGCCUGCAGGACUUCUUCGCCAGUGACAAGGGACAGGAAUUCGCUGCACCCAAAAUCUACCCCACAGUUCCUCCAGCGAAGAGGAGACCAAUUCGAGUGCUCUCRUUGUUCGAUGGGGUGACAACAGGACAUCCAGGAGCAGCCACAUCCAACGGUGCUGAUGAAGGAGACUUGGAGGCUAAAGAGAGCAGUGCCACCUCAGACCUCUGUCCGUUGGCAGGGUACACRGUGCUGAAGGAUUUGGGCAUCCAAGUGGAGAAGUACAUUGCCUCAGAGAUCUGYGAGAGCCCCAUCGCAGCGGGCAGCGUGCGGCCCGAGGGCAACAUCACCUAUGUUCGUGAUGUCAGGAACAUAACCAAGAGACAUAUUGAGGAGUGGGGUCCUUUUGACCUGGUGAUCGGUGGAAGCCCCUGUGACGACCUCUCUGUUGUCAAUCCCACCAGGAAGGCACUGUUUGAAGGAACUGGGAGGCUGUUCUUCGAGUUCUACCACCUGCUCAACUACGCCCGUCCCAAGGCGGGCGAGGAGCGGCCCUUCUUCUGGAUGUUUGAGAAUGUGGUGGCCAUGAGGAUCAACGACAAGAGGGACAUUUCCCGGUUUCUGGAGUGUAAUCCAGUUAUGGUCAACGCAAUCAAGAUAUCAGCUGCCCACCGAGCUCGUUACUUCUGGGGCAACCUCCCAGGGAUGGACAGGAUCUUUGGCUUCCCCCUCUCCUACUCUGAUGUCUCCAACAUCAGCCGUGGGACUCGCCAGAAGCUGCUGGGGGGAUCAUGGAGUGCCCCUGUCAUCCGGCACCUCUUCUCCCCGCUCAAGGAUUACUUUGCCUGUGAAUAGCAAGAGGAGCGUCCCUCGUCUCUCCGGUAAAGAUGCACAGCGCCGCUGCUGUGGCGGGAGAGGGACGGGCACGGCCACCGGACUGUCACAGCCCCGUCCCUCCCCGGCCACGUGCCGCGGGACGGC